AUGAAGCUACAAACCGUUGUUUUCGGAGGGAUCGGCAUGGACGACACGUUCCUCAUGUUGGCAGCGUGGCGGAAGACGAGCGUUCAUGCGUCAGUGGAGCACAGAGUGCAGGAGACCUACGCCGAGGCCGCGGUGUCGAUGACGAUCACGUCACUCACCAACGUUCUGAGCUUCCUGAUCGGAGCCACUUCGUCGUUCCGUGUUCUCAACAUCUUUUGCAUGUACUCAGGUCUAAGUAUCCUGUUCCUGUACUUGUACCAAAUCACGUUUUUUGGUGGAUGGAUGGCAUUUUACGGCCGUCUGGAGAAGGCGAACAGACACACCUUCACGAUGAGGAAAAUUAUCACCUACAAUGAAGCUGCGAAACAAGGUCGCGGGACUUGGUACCGGAUGUUGUGCACCGGUGGUCACGAGCCGGAUGACGACUUUGAUGAGGGCGCCGAGGGAGCCACGAACCACGCCGUCAUGCUGUUCUUCCGCAACUGCGUCGCCAAAACCCUGACGAAGCCUGUUGCCAAGAUUAUGGUUGGUAUUAUUUUCAUUUGCUAUGUGGCCGGUGGAUUAUACGGAGUUUUGCAACUGGAGGAAGGACUGAGCCUCAAACGCCUGGUAUCUGAUUACUCCUACUACGUCGAUUUCUACGACAAACGAUUUUCAGAAUUCAUGGACUAUCCGUAUCGAGUUCCGAUCGUCGUUGCGGGACACGUGGACUAUUCUGACAGGACUGUGCAGGAUGAUAUGGAAAGGCUCCUGGAAAGAAUCGAAAACCACACCUUCUAUGCCAAUUCAAACUUCACAGAUUCCUGGUUGAGGAAGUUUCUCAAGUUUGCCGAAAUGGCGAAUAAUCAUGGGGCGAAUAUAAUCGACUUAUCGAACGAAACGACGUUCAAUGAGAAUCUUCGUGGCGUGCUGAAUUCCGGUGACAAUAAUAAAAACGCAUUGGACGUGGUUUUUGACGACGGAGGACGAAUCAUAGCGUCAAGAUUCAUUGUGCAAAUCUAUGAUCUGAAGAAAUUGCCGGACUUGAAAGAUUGCAUGCUGUUUUUGCGGCACGUCUUCAAGGAGGAAUUCCCAAAUUAUAACCUCACCGCUUUCAAUCCCGUCUUUUCUUUCGCGGAAUUGCUGAUUGGAGCGACGAAUACUGCAAUCCAAACUGUUGGAAUAGCCGCUGUGGUGAUGCUGAUAAUUGCCCUGAUUAUGAUCCCGGAAUCCAAGUGCGCCAUUUACGUCGGCUUUUCGCUGGUGUCGAUCGAGCUCGGGGUUCUGGGCUACAUGUCACUCUGGGGAGUGAACCUAGAUGCCAUCUCUGUCGGGUGUCUGGUCAUGUGCAUCGGGUUCUCUGUAGACUUCUCAGCACACGUCACACAUUCCUUUAUAUCGAGUCCCGAGUCUACGAAUAUCCUCAAGCUGCAGGACGCCAUUGAAAAGGCGGGCUUGCCGAUUUUGCAAGGCGCCACUUCGUCGGUGUUGGGCGUGAUCGCCAUGCUGAAAAUCCCGGCUUAUGCGUACUUGAUUUUUGUCAAGACCAUUUUCUUGGUGAUGAUUUUCGGCGCUGUGCACGGGAUCUUGUUUUUGCCUGUGCUGCUCACUUUGACGGAAUCGAAUGGCGAGAAGAAGAAGACGGAUUCGAAGCAAGCGGCGAAGCGAAUAGCGUCUCCGCAGACGGACUUGAGUCUCAUUAGAAGGGAUGAGUUUUCCGACUCGUCAUUCCGGCAGGAUGAAGGAAAUGAUUACGUUUCCUUCAUGGGAUUCAAGUUGCAUGACGCGAAGAAGAAGAACAGAGUCUCAGGAUCGUCGAGUGACGAGUCCAGUGGGAUCGGGAUGGAUCCCAAGUCGUCGUCGAGUGAGUCUGUCGACAGCAAAGAAGUCGACGAGUUCGUCGACGCGGACGAACCGCUGAACAACGGUAGCUCUCGACUCAUGAGCCAGGUGUCGCACGAUUCCUGUUUGUGAAGACAAAUAAUCUCUGCUCAAUAAGUGAAACAAAACAGCCGACGACCUCAUCGUUUGCAGUAGAAACACGAAUCCAGAAUUGGUGAAAACUACGUGGCCAGUUUUAUGAGGACAUUCCUAAGAAGAAGAAAAAAAAAGAGACGUGGAAUCUUACAAAACGAGACUUUAAAAACAGCUCAGGCUGGAAAUUCGUCAUAAGCUUGGCCGAAUCCGCGGAAUCGUUUUCAGUCCCGACGUUUUAAACGGGACUCAUUUUUUUCGGAGGAGGCGCCGGAAACUCGUUUCUUGGCGUUUUGUCGCCGGGUAUGGAUGUGAUGAAAAGAUGUUAUGGUGAUGAUGUCAACAUUUGUCUUUUUAGGGCUUGUACUUGCCCUGAAUUUGUAAGUCUUUAAUUAUUUUCUAGCAUUGAUGCGAGUCGAGGUAGAAAAAUUGAGGAAGCGAAUGCUUCCUCGACUGUAUUUUGUGGCCAUUCGAUGUAUAUUUGCCUCUGAGCCAUGCGAACGGGUGUAUGUGAUAUUUUUUUCUCCCGUUGUACAGUGGGAUCCACCCGCUACUAUUUCGUAUACCCGCAAAAAAUUUAAAUAUAUUUCAGCGAGUUUUGAACAUAAAGAGCAUAAAAUUUGUGCUUGAGAAAAGUUAGAUGCUGUAGAAGGACAACGAACGGUAGUACGAUAAAUUGAUAUCAUCAAACUGCUGUGAGAGCUUCAAAUAAUUGCGGUUGGGGUAAGAAUUGAGAUCAAAUUUUUAGGAUGUCUCAGAGAUGAUAGGUACUUACCCUUUACUCAAGUACCACCCAAACCAUUUUCCUAAAAAUAAAAUUAGGCUCAAAAAAUGGGAUGCGCAUCAUACUUGAUGCAGCUUUUCUGCGAUUUUAUUUUUACAUUUGCGGUGCGCCUCAUAAUACGUCGAAUAGUUUCAGUUGAGUUCAAAUGUAUAAUUUGUAGAGACUGAUGGAAUCGAUGAAAAUACACUUGCAGCAGGCCUAUAUCAAUCUGAGGCAUGAAGUUCUUUAAAAAAAUAAAUGCAGUAUUUUGGAAUUCAAAUUUUAUUCGCAAAUAUUUCUAAAUGCAUUUUUUGUUUCAUGAACUAGGAUCAAUUUUUGUGUCACGUAAGGAACCCAAAUUGCGCGUGAUAAUACAAGGGAGUACAAUCCUGUAUAAGAAAGUUGUCCUUGUAGAACGGGAUCACUGACACUUUUAAAGGAGGUGUGAUUGUAAAAAAAAAAGAAAUUCCUGACAUAGCCCAUGAUGUUCCAAGGUCAUGGGAUGUUUAUUUUAUUUUUUAAACGUUUCUCAAUUUACUGUAUAAUUAUAGGUAUAAAUUUUCUAGUUACAUCCAGUGCUCUCCAUUCAUGUCACCGGGUGCUAAAAAUUUGUCAGGCUAUAGCUAAAAAAUCGAAUUUGUACCGUUACUUUAAAUUUGGAAAAGGUAAUGAGUUAAACAAAGCAAAAUUUAACUUUUAAGCUGGUCUAACAAAAUUGUUAGCAUCCUGUGACAGGUGGAGUACAGUACAGUACUCUGCCUAUAACACUGGAAAGUUCUCAUUUUUCCUGAUGCAGGAAAUUUAAAAAAAUGUUUUUUAAAAAUCCGAAAAACCCCAGAACUUCAGAAUAUUAUGGGCUAUGUCAUGAUUUUUUACAUCACACUUACUCUAAAAAUUUCAAGAGUUCGCGUCCAACCAUGGGGGCAACCCUUGUGUAUUAGUCAGUGGGAGUUAAUUAUAGUAUUGCAUCUUGAGGCAAAAACAAUCAUAGUCUCUUGAAAUGAAAUGGAUAACGCUGGCAUUUUGGCACUCCCUAUCAGGAAAACUAUGUUUGUCUAUAUUUGUUAGAUUAUUAGUGGAUGGAUCACACCACCGGUAAAAGUCAUGAAAGCCAAAAACCUUACUCUUUACAUUGUUUGACUCCACACUUCUCCUGAUGAUGCUGUUUCAAGUGAUGGCAGGAUUUUAUUCUCUGGUUAUCUCUUUGUCCGACCUGUACUCAGCACGAAUUUAGUAAUACGAUAUUGUGUUCAUAAACUUCGCUGAAGUAUAUAUCAACAUUUUAGUGGAACUAUACUGUAUAUAGUAGCGAAUGAAUCACCCUGUAAUUACGCGUAGUUCUCAAGAUUGAGAGCUCAUUGGUGCUGGCUUUCACUUUCUUUUUUGGCGCUCGGAAGAAUGAAUCGAAUCACUUUUUUUUUUACGAAUCUUCAUGGUGACAAUGAUUCAUGAUUUUCAAUAAUGAAUAUAUUCGUGAAGAUCCCACCGAUGCAGGCGAUCGUUCAACGGCAUUUCUGUAAUCUAUUGUUCCGUGAUUCUUUGCAAAGAAGCUAUUGUCACGAGAGAUUUGUCCGUGAAGAGGUUAUUGCAUGUAGAUCGCUGUUGGUAAUUAAAACAGCCUCCAGUGUUGAUCUUGAUGUGCUUACAUA
This is a messenger RNA of Notodromas monacha, 4365 nucleotides long. The record is from the annotation of a GenBank genome assembly. NCBI's taxonomy places the organism in Eukaryota, Metazoa, Arthropoda, Ostracoda, Podocopida, Cyprididae.